GUGCAGUGUAGUGUGGUGCGAGCAGAGCGAUGGAGGCGGCUGCUACUCUCUCCCUCUUCUUCUUCUUCGCGACCGGUGUCUGGAGCCAGAUGGAAGAAGAAAAGAAGCCGACCUAUCUGACGGCCGCAGUGGGAGACUCAGUGGUUUUCAACUGCCCUUUGGACUUCCCUCACGACGUCGCCAUCCCAUAUGUUUUGCGGUGGAACAAGGAGCACCAGACAGUCUUCUCCAGUAAUGACGGCGUGUUGUCGGCGACGGACGGCUACGAACAGCGAGUCAGCCUGGUUCCUGCGGGUCUACCCAUGGGCAAGGGUUCCAUCAACCUGACGGCUAUCCGCGAGACGGACGCGGGCUGGUACGAGUGUCGUAUCUACUUCCCCAACCGCACCCCCAGCACACGGCCCAAUGGCACCUGGUUCCACCUGGCAGUCGAUGGUGGGAACCUGCUGACAGUGCCGCCCACGAACCAGACCAUCAUGGAGGGCAAGGCUGUGGAGCUGACUUGUGUUACCAAGGAGGCAGACUCUGUCAUCAGUUGGUACAAGGAUGGUGUGAUUCUCUCCGAGUUGCCGGACCUGCUGUCCCGAUCAUGGAUAGCGCCUGAAGGCUCUCUCACCAUCAGACAGGCCAGCAUGGACGACCUGGGCUCAUUUACCUGUGAGGUUGUCAACCAGAAGGGAGAGAAACAAGCUGCUAGCUCAUUUCUCAACGUUACGUAUCCAGCCAAGAUAGUCUACUCUCCUCGAGAGAUAUUCCUCCCCUACGGUAGACCGACACUUCUGGAUUGUCACUUCAGAGCAAAUCCCCCACUCAUCACUCUCCGCUGGGAGAAAGAUGGCUUCCUCUUCGACCCACUUAAUGUUCAAGGGGUCUUCUACAGGAAGAAUGGAUCACUGUUUUUUGAAAGGGUAGAUGAGUCACACUCCGGGGAGUACACAUGUACACCAUUCAACUCUCUGGGCACAGAAGGUCCAUCACCCCCCAUCCACGUGGUGGUCCAGCGACCCCCUGUGUUCACAGUCACCCCCCAGAACCUCUACCUGCGUAAGGUUGGAGACAGCAUAGAGAUCCCCUGCGAUGCUCUCGAUGGUGACGGAACCCACAGACCCACCAUUGUCUGGUUUAAGAAGGACGGCACGCCGCUGCCUGCUGGUCGAGCUGUAGUGACUGGGGGUAACCUGACUCUCAGCAACAUACACGAGAAUGACGGAGGACUGUACCAGUGUGUGGCCAGCAACGAGGCCGCCACUAUCACAUCAGAGACUGAGCUGAUGGUGGAGAACUCUGUGCCUCGGGCUCCUCACAACCUCACUGCUGAGAGCACACUGACCAGCAUCACAGUGCGUUGGCUACCAGGAGGCUCCCGGGCCAGCGGAGACUUUAGUAUCUGGUAUCGACCCACGGAUAUGUCUGAAUGGCGCACCAUGAGAAUCCAGUCCCGCGGCAGCUCCGAGGCUACGGUGGGCAACCUACUCCCAGGCCGAGAGUACGAGCUGAUGGUGCUCAGCCAGGACUCACAGGGUGACGGCAUGUUCAGCAAGGCUUUGCGAGCCAGAACAAAGACACCCCCACCUGGGUAUACCCAAGAGAACCCUGCGAGUCCUCAGCCCUGGCAUACUCCAACUGGAGCUUCCAUAGAUCCAUUUCAGCAGAUAUCUCGACCAUUGAAUGUGCGAGUAGAGCUGUCUGCAGAGGGUUACCUGGUGGAAUGGGACCCACCCACAUUAGGAGUGGACAUCUUGGACCAUUAUGUCGUAAGGUGGUUCCGGCACGGCCAUGAGCAGCUGGCAGAGACCAUGGAAACCAAUGCCAACUCUGUCUCUAUUCCCAAUUUGGAGGAGCAGUCGACAUAUAUCUUCACGGUUACCGCAGUGACGAACAACAAGUACAUGUCGGAGAGUGACCGGCUGACGCUACAGGUGCCAGCUAACGGACGCACACGUGUCGCUACCCUCGCCACCGCCAUGGGCGUGGGACUGCUGCUGGCAGCACUGGCAACCGUGUGGUACGUGCGGCGGUGGUAUCGAAACAAUCAGCUCAAGGGCACCCACAUCAGUUCCUCAUGAACAUCUACUGGACAUGUAUAUAUCGUGUAUUUAUUGUUUCAUACUGUGAAGACUGAAAGGUCUCUCUGGAAAUAAAGACCACAUUACCCAAGUGGCAUCAUGUGAAUCCGCAUAUUACAAUUUUAAUUAACAUGAAUGAAGGCUGUUGUCUCAUGGAAAGUGAAUUGAACGGUCCAGUCAGAGACCAGUUUCAAGCCUAAUCAGGUUUUUGCACAAACUGUCAACAUUUGGAAACAAAAACGCCACCAAUCAUUUUAAUAAAUAUUUUACUUCUACAGAUAACCGAAUGAAAUUAAACUCAAUUUUUCAGUUUUUUCAACUAAAUAUACAAUUUUUUAAAUAAAAAACAUGAUUAUUUCCUGACAUAAUUUCUCAUAAAGCAUGUAAUCUAAAGUUUAUGUAUAAUUAAUAUACUUUGUAUUAAUAUAAAGUCAGAGAUUUUUAAAUCAAUUUGACAUUUAACUAAAAUACAGUACGGUUAAAAAAAUUAAAGAACAGAAAAGAAAUGAACGGAAUUGAAUUUCAGUUCUCAAGUAGCUAGUAAAAGUGAUCUAGUACAAAGAGUGUGAUCCUAUGUUUAAAAUACAGUCCAAUCUUGAUAAUCCGACAGAUAUGGGACCAGCACACUGUCGGAUUACCAAUGUUGCCAUUUACACAAUUCAUAAAUAACCUAUAAUCAGUAAGAAACGUAAAAUAAGCAAACACAAUACUGUAAGAACAAACUGUUUUAUUGUACAUACAUAAUAAUUAUGUAUGUACAAUAAUUAUUAUAGUAUAAUGAACAAACUGUGCAUACAUAAUAUAUUAGUGAAAACUCUUAAAAUACCAUCUUUACACUUUAAAAAAUCAAACACAGAUUUUUGCUUCUUUUUACUUAAAGAUUCUGCUCGUACACUUGUACAGUACUACAGUGGCCUGAGCGGCCAGCGCCGAUUGCCGAUAGCCUUUUUCGAGCGUGUCGGACUGGCAAAUGUCGGAUUAUCAAGAUUGGACUGUAGUUGCCUGUAGAAUGCUCUGAGGUGUCUCUUCACUAAACCAUACGCUGGCAACACAAGCAUUUAUAAUUAAAUUCUUCCUCAUUCCACGACUAAAAUCAGAAUUUUGUUCUCACUAAUCAAGAAAGAACAUAAACAUUUUCAUUAACAAAAUAUGGCAAUUUUAUAUUUUAAUAUUAAUUUAACAUCAAAUUGAUAUUGUGUGCUCUAUGGGUUUACCUACUUAACCAUAUGAGCUGUAAUAGUAGAUGUAACUUAUUUCAAGUAAUUUAUUAUCCUACAGUUGAUUGAUUUAUUAUGUUGUAAUUACCUCAAGUUGUACACUUGUAUUUCUCCUUGUGCUAUAAACAAAGCACCUGUAAUAUGUAUAUUUGACCAGUAAUAGAAAUGAAUUACCACUGUGAAAUCAUGUUAUUCACAAACCCUGUAACUCUGUAAUUAUACUUUAACAGGUACAUUCAACUAAAUGAAUAUUCAGUUUAAUAAGUCUAAUUAACCCGUUGACAAGUGCAAACUGCUUUAAAUAAAACCAACAAUAUGCUUAGGUCUAAGACGUUGGACUUUGGGUCUCAGUUGAGAUAGCGCAGGUUCAAAUCCUGUCUGUGACUGAAGCACUUUCUAUCAGUACCGUGGAUCUUGUACUGUAUCCGACACUCCCCUUUGUUUUGUUUCAUAAGAUCCUCACAGAGGCCCGUGGCUCAUGAGGACAGAUGGAAUAAGACUAAGAAAAGUGAUCGGCCUCUCCUUUAAAAAAAACUUUUAAAUUGUGUAAUAGGUCUAUUUGACCAGAAGGAAAUCAAACCUUAAUGCUUAAAAUAGAUCUAAACAUUACAAUAUUUCCCACUACCAUAAAAUAAAGAUCUAGAAUAUGCAAACUGACACAAUUGAGAUAACCAAAUAAUUUCCAUAACACUCUGUUAGAUAUCUGUACAUGUGAGUAAGAACAUUAAUUAAAAGCACUAGCACAAGGAAAAUGUAAGCUACCUCAUAUGAGGCCAAAGAGCUAAUUCUUUUCACAUUUUGCUAUCCUUUGGCACAUUUGUCUCCGGGUUAAAAUCUGAAAUGUAAAUUUGCACUUUGUGAUUUUUUGACAACUCUGUUUGUUAACUAUAGUCCCCAUGCAAAUGUGAAGCUUUUGGAAAAAAGAGAGUAAAGCUAUAGGGAAGUAACGAUUAUUAUUUAUAAAAAAUAAAGGUGUUUAACAUUGUUAAAAUAUACUUUUCAAAUAUAGAUGCCACGUUUUUACUACUUAUUUUUAUUAUUUUGUAUAUACACAUACAAUAUUAUAUUUCCUUUAAUAAAACUUAGUAAUAUAAACAACUUGCACCAGUUUUUCGAGGUCAUUAAGUUUCUAUUCUCUCAAUAAAGAAUUUUAUAAUAAAUAACCAUGUAAAAUGAAGAUGAGCUAAACACGGCACACAGCAAUGGUGGAUGUUAGCACAUCGCAGAAGGUCAAUCGUGUAUGUACGUAUUUCUAGGAUAUCAAAAGAGGUUUGAUCAAAAGUUCUUUAGGUUUUCAAAUCAAUCGGUUUUCAGGGUUCUAGAAAUGUAUUGUUUACCAUCUUUCUUGUAUUCAGCGUUAAGAUAAUUUAGGUACCGUAGUUUUAAUUUAUUUAAAAUAUUUUUAACAUUUAAUUUUACAUGAAAUAGUUUAAUUUCACUUAGUUUUUAAGUAAUCAUCUGUUUAAUGUAAUUUAUACAAUUUUAAUAAAGUGUGGUAUUUUUG
Molecule: messenger RNA, 4787 nt
Organism: Homalodisca vitripennis (glassy-winged sharpshooter)
Lineage: Eukaryota; Metazoa; Arthropoda; Insecta; Hemiptera; Cicadellidae
Gene: bdl
Product: protein borderless
Exons: 12
Coding region: 30-2066 (678 amino acids)
Biological process (GO): cell-cell adhesion
Molecular function (GO): protein binding
Source: RefSeq, a predicted model, not a curated record